UUGUUUCCUGCCUAACUGGGUGUGCCUCUGUAACACGAGAGCCACAUGACCAAUAGGAAGACAAACAGUCUGGAAGUUAGUGUAUUUCUUCCGCAAACUUUUUAAGUUUUUGCUGUGUUGUAAGAGGAGCAAGGGAGCAGGCCACAGUCCAACAACACUGAAACAGAACAUCUGAGUAACAUCAGCAAAGAUGGCAAACCAGCUACAGCAGCUUGUAGCGGACAAGAAGGACAUGGUGGAAACUGUGAUGGAAGUGUUUGAGCACGGAGCUGAACUGGUGGCCAGCAUCGCCGGCGACCUUUUCCCCAUUUUCUCCAUCGCUGCUCCCAUCGUUAAACUGGCUCUGGACAAUGUGGAAAGCAAAGAGGCGGCGUUCAUGAAGGAGCAGUUUCAGAAGGUGCGAGAUCGUCUGGAGGUGGUCUCCGAGGAGAUCCAGCGGAUCAACGAUGAGAUCAAGAAGAGCGGAUUGGAUGCUGUGUAUUUCCCAGUGGAGGAGAACAUCACUAACCAGUUCAGGAAGUACAUGGACAUCCUCAAUGCCAAACCCAAAUUCCGGGAGGUCAAGAAGAAGCUUUUCCUGGAUCAUUUUGCCAAGACAGGUGGUGACAAAAACAUUAUCACCCUCUACAACUCUGUGACGGGAGAUAACUUCUCAGGGGAAUCCGUGCUCGAGAUAACGCUGAACUACGAGGAGAAAAGUCGCCGACCGGUGGAGGACUUCUGCGCCAGGCUGAAGAAGCUCUUCUGCAUCGGGCUCAUCGCUCUUUUGGGCCACGCCGCUCUGAAGGGGUACGACGAGGAGGACGCGCUUCUGAAGGACUGGGGUGAGAAGAUGAAGACUGUCCAGUUGAAAAUGAAUGCCGUCAUUGAAGACUGCAUCGUCAGCUUCCCCGAAGAGGCUGAGAAGGAUUCCCGUCGACUGAUGAGAGGCGAGUCAAACCUAACCAACCAGCAGCUAGCUGAUGCUAUCAUAGAGAAACUAAAGAAGAAGUAUGACUGGGUGGGCUGGUCCGUGCGUGUUUUCAAGUCCCCUUCAGGCCUGUUUGCCAACAAGAAGGAUUACCACUGCCCGACCGGGAAGAGUCGCUUCCAUGUCACUUCAUCAGAUGAGAAACUUAACAUCUGGGUGUCCUACAGCUCCUCGCCCGAGCCUGUGGAUAGCAAUCACAUCCAGCAGCUGAUCCAGAGUCAGAAGAAGCUCACGGUGGUGGGUGUAGCCGAGGUCCUGUUCGAGAAGUUGCCCGGCUCCUGCGUGGUCCACACGGUCAAAACCAGCAAAGACCUGGCCUGCUCCUGGAGCUUCACAGAUGAGCUCCACUACUGGGGGGAGCACAAGAACUUCUUCGUCUGCGUUCACUCGGCCUGAAGUUUUUAGACGCUGAAAAAACUCUCAAAAGUCAAUCAUUCAGUUCGUAGGUUACUUCAUAUUCACACGCUGCCUUAGCCUUCAAAUACUACAGUUUGUGCCUUAAUUGAGCCUAUUUCUAAUAAUUUCUAGAGAUGUCUACUGUUAGUUUCUUGCAUUUGGGGUGCAUCAAAUCAGGUCAAUUUUAUUAACACAAUUCAAUAUCACAAAUUUGUCUUAAAGGGUUUUACAAUCAGUCUAGUAUACAACAACCCUUUAUCCUUAGAAUUUUGACUUUAAUUGGGGGGAAAAAGGGAGGAAACCUCAGGAGGGAUCCCUCUCCCAUGACGGACAGAGAUGCAAUAGAUGUGUACAGACUUCCACAAGAAAGCAACUCUCUUUAACUAAGAAUAAUGACCUUUGAUCCCAUGCAACUGUGCUUUGUUUACUUCUCAGAACAGGCAGAAAAGCUCUCCCCCUUUUGUUUAGGCUGUAUUAUAUCCAUAUAUAUAUGUUAUGAAAUUGCUCUAUCCUGUAAGUUGUUGACUUAGAAUCCGGCUGUGUUACAGAGAUAAUGUGUUGCUGGUGGUGAUAAGCGGUGACCUCGCCUUGUUGAGGACAUAUACGCUAAAGCUAUGAGAGAAAAACAUCUCCAGAUAUUUUCACAGACUGACAGAAACCUUCAUUUUGAUUUAAUUUCUUGUACUCAUCUGAGAAGAAUAGUAAACCCUGGGACUGCCUGCUGUACAGCACAAACAAAGCAGAAGAUACAAGACCCCAAAUAACAUUUUCUGUGGUGAGCUGGUGCCCAUGAAACUUUAUUUACACACCCUGCCACGAACAUGCCAAGGCGUAGUGACGGCAACUCUUUGUUUACAUACCGAUGUCUAGCAUAGCUACUCUUGUGUCACAUCUUUACCUUUGUGGUUGUGCAACACAAACUGGAAAGUUGUACCUGCUCAAAGGUGGAAGAUUUAUUUAGUUAGUUGAAUUUUGGAAAAGAUAAAUCAUGGGUUGGGAUCUUUUGUUUUUCUUUUAGAGAUUUUGAUCAAAAUUUGUACAACAUCAACACUACUUUGUAAGAACUAUGUUAUGUAGACACUGAAAAAAAAGACACCACUGACGUGUUGUUGUUGUUGUUGUUUUGGAUAAUUUUGUUUUAUAUUUUAAACCGCUGUUAUCUGUAUGUGUAUAUUGUUUAUAUGAUUUCACCUAUAAGUUUAAUAAUGUCUUUACUUAUUUUAAUAUUUGACCAAAACAUUCCCCCUUAUAACGGUAGAUAUCAAUACAAAAUGUUCAUGUUGCACUGUUUUUUACUAUUUCUAUUUUCAUACAGUACAUUUGGAAUAUCAGUGUCUUGAGCUGAGUGAAAAGUACACCAAAACAAUGAAUGUAAAACAUCUUCCAAAUAAACUAAGUCAUACAUCAUUUGUUUGUGUAUUUCUGUGACUGAUUCACAGUUUCUCUGGAUUUUAUGACACAGACACCUCUGACUGUCUGUCUGGUUACAGGACUCACUGAAAAAAUGAAUCAAAUCUGAUUUUGUCUUUUUUAGGGGGGAUUGGUCAUGGUUUUG
This is a messenger RNA of Anoplopoma fimbria (sablefish), 2921 nucleotides long. RefSeq names its product rapunzel 4 (gene rpz4). The record is from RefSeq and is a predicted model, not a curated record. Bases 191 to 1366 code for a protein of 391 amino acids. The transcript is spliced from 3 exons. Lineage: Eukaryota; Metazoa; Chordata; Actinopteri; Perciformes; Anoplopomatidae.